Molecule: messenger RNA, 682 nt
Organism: Oncorhynchus masou masou (cherry salmon)
Lineage: Eukaryota; Metazoa; Chordata; Actinopteri; Salmoniformes; Salmonidae
Product: gamma-secretase subunit Aph-1b-like
Exons: 3
Coding region: 39-434 (131 amino acids)
Biological process (GO): Notch signaling pathway; protein processing; Notch receptor processing
Cellular component (GO): gamma-secretase complex; membrane; endoplasmic reticulum
Molecular function (GO): protein-macromolecule adaptor activity
Source: RefSeq, a predicted model, not a curated record
UGUCUGUCUCCCCAGUGUCUGGGCUCGGGUUCGGCUUCAUGAGUGGAGCGUUCUCAAUGGUCAAUAUCCUGGCCGAUUCUGUUGGCCCCGGCACCAUUGGUAUCCAUGGAGACUCCCAACACUACUUCCUGUCCUCAGCCUUCAUGACCAUGGCCAUCGUCCUGCUCCACAUGUUCUGGGGUGUGGUGUUCUUUGAUUCCUGUGAGAAACAACACUGGUGGUCUCUGGCUGUGGUCGUCAUCAGCCACCUCCUCGUCUCCUGUCUGACAUUCCAGAACCCUCAGUAUGUGGGCAGCCUGGUUCCCACCUACAUCAUCGUGUUCCUCGUGGGUCUCUGGGCGUUCUUCUGCUCCGGGGGUUCUCUCCGGAACCUUAAACUCUGCCUUACCUGCAAAGACAAGGACUUCCUGUUGGCCAACCACCGGCCCAGAUAACAGAACACCACUAAAGACACACACACUGUAUGGGGACGCUAUCCAACAGGACACACACACACACACACUGUAUGGGGACGCUAUCCAACAGGACACACACCACACAAACAAAUAAAUAAGUUAAAGACAAACUGGGUCAAUGAUAUGUCUCUCCCCUUCCCCCACCAUGUGUUCUGUGUUGUUUGUGGUGCUGGGGACUGGAAAUAGGCUCCAGAGUUGUCGUCCAGAUUAAAUAUUGUUUAAACACC